Molecule: messenger RNA, 1979 nt
Organism: Grus americana (Whooping crane)
Lineage: Eukaryota; Metazoa; Chordata; Aves; Gruiformes; Gruidae
Product: aldehyde dehydrogenase family 3 member A2-like
Exons: 11
Coding region: 312-1787 (491 amino acids)
Biological process (GO): aldehyde metabolic process
Cellular component (GO): cytoplasm
Molecular function (GO): aldehyde dehydrogenase (NAD+) activity
Source: RefSeq, a predicted model, not a curated record
UGCAGCACGUGAAAGCGCUCCCCCGGCCUCGUGCGCCCAAUGUCAGCAAAGCCACGUGGUGUCUCGCGGUCCCGCAUGGGCAGCUGAGUCACUGCCCCAGGCGAACGCAGCGAUCCAGGGCUUGUGUAUUCACAGGGUGAGGAUAUAUCUGAGUAAAGGGCGUCUCUAGUGAGAGCCCUGGGCCCAGGCCAGCUAUCCUCUCGUGGGAGGAGAGAUCGCUCCGAGCCGUGCCAGGAGAAGGGCUUGCGCCUGCUUGUACUCGCUGCGGGAGACUGGUGGGGAGAGAAGCUGCUCUGAAGCCCUGAGCAGCCAUGGAGAAGAUGCAGCAGGUCGUCGGGCAGGCAAGAGCCGCCUUCAACUCGGGCCGGUGCCGCUCACUGGAGUUCAGGAUGCAGCAGCUGAAGGCCCUGGAGCGGAUGGUGCAGGAGAAGGAGAAGGAGAUCCUGGCAGCCAUCAAGGCGGAUCUGCACAAGAGUGGUCCCAACGCGUUCAGCCACGAGAUCCUGGGUGUGCUGGGGGAGCUGGCCCUGGCCAUGGAGAAGCUGCCGUCCUGGGCAGCCCCUCAGCCCGUGAAGAAGAACCUGCUGACGAUGCGGGACGAGGCCUACAUCAAUCCUGAGCCGUUGGGAGUGGUGCUGAUCAUCGGGGCCUGGAACUACCCCUUUGUCCUGGUGAUGCAGCCUUUGAUCGGGGCCAUCGCAGCAGGCAAUGCUGUGGUGGUGAAGCCGUCGGAGAUCAGCGAGAACACGGCUCGGCUGAUGGCUGAUCUGCUGCCGCAGUACCUUGACCGGGAGCUGUACCCCGUGGUCACCGGAGGAGUACCUGAGACAACAGAGCUGCUGACCCAGAGAUUUGAUCACAUCCUCUACACCGGCAACUCCACGGUGGGCAAAAUUGUGAUGGCAGCGGCCGCCAAGCACCUGACGCCCGUCACGCUGGAGCUGGGUGGGAAGAGCCCCUGCUACAUCGACAAGGACUGCGACCUGGCCGUCGCCUGCAGGCGGAUAACGUGGGGGAAGUACAUGAACUGUGGGCAAACCUGCAUCGCCCCGGACUACAUCCUCUGCGAGCCGUCCAUCCAGAGCAAGGUGGUGGAGAAUAUCAAGGCAACGCUGCAGGAAUUCUAUGGGGAAGACGUGAAGUCGUCUCCGGAUUACGAAAGGAUCGUCAACAAGCGUCACUUCAGGAGGAUCCUGGGCCUGCUGGAAGGACAGAAGAUCGCUCACGGGGGAGAGACUGAUGAGGCCUCCUGCUUCAUAGCACCGACUAUCCUCACCGACGUUUCUCCGGAGUCAAAGGUGAUGGAGGAGGAAAUCUUUGGGCCGGUCCUUCCCAUUCUGACCGUGAAGAGCGUGGACGAAGCCAUUGAGUUCAUCAACGGUCGGGAGAAGCCCCUUGCCCUGUAUGUCUUCUCCAACAACAAGAAGCUGAUCAGACAGGUGAUAUCGGAGACCUCCAGCGGUGGUGUGACAGCCAAUGACGUCUUCAUGCACUCUGUGAUUCCAGAUCUGCCCUUCGGCGGCGUGGGUAACAGCGGGAUGGGCGCCUACCACGGCAAGCACAGCUUUGAGACCUUCUCCCACCGCCGUGCCUGCUUGAUCAAGGACCUGAAGAUGGAGUUUGUUCACAGACUCCGGUACCCACCUGGCAGCCAGAAGAAGGUGGAUUGGGCCAAGUUCUUCCUCUCGAAGCUGUUUAACAAAGGCCGAAUUGGACUGGUUGUCUUGGCCCUGCUGGGGAUUGUGGCAGCGGUGGUGGCAAAGGCAGCCAAUGCACUGAAGAGGUAGAAGCAAAUGAAAAACACCUGAAGCAGAGAAGCCCCAAGAUGAAGGCUCCAGCUCCUGCUGAAACACGAGAAUCGAUUCAGACCUCCACCAUUGCUCAUGACGCAGCAGUGACAGCAUCAGAUGGAAGGAGGCAGCUUGGGAAUGGGGGAAUGGUUUGUCACAGGGUAUCAAAACAAAGCCAGUUGUUACUGA